Setaria italica (foxtail millet) is the source of this 2853-nucleotide messenger RNA. RefSeq lists its product as uncharacterized. The record is from RefSeq and is a predicted model, not a curated record. The transcript is spliced from 3 exons. NCBI's taxonomy places the organism in Eukaryota, Viridiplantae, Streptophyta, Magnoliopsida, Poales, Poaceae. The coding region runs from base 588 to 2468 and encodes 626 amino acids.
UCGCGGCGUCCCCUCCCCGUCGCCACUCGACUCGCCUCCUCCUCCUCCACUUGUCUCUGUCCUCCACCUCCGACUCGUCGCCCCCGCUCGUUUUCCCCCCUCCAUCCCCAUCCCCGAGAAGCCCUCGCGCCUCUCCGCUACCGGUGCCCCCGCCGCCUCGGCGCCUCCGCCCCCGCGCGCGUCCCGUUCCGUCCCCCCAAGGCCCCAAGUUUGCAGAGUGAUCUUGCUGAAUUUCCAUAUCAACAGCACUGCAAUUUCUUGCAGUAUAGAAAGGCUAUUGCUGUUUUGUCACUGAUUGACUUGCAAGAUCUUGUCAGAUGAAAGCAGAGUCAGUUACUUCUAAGCGCAAUUUCUGGGUUUGUUAACUAGAUAGACUCUCUUCAUAGAGUGCUGACAAAUGGAUCGUCAUGAUACUUCUGGGUUUGUUAGUGGAGGAUGCAAGGAGACAAAGGGACUGCUAACAAGCAUAUACUUCUAACUCCUUAUAUUCCAUUGCAUUAUGUAACCUAGAAGUGAUGCUGAGUCGCUGACUGUACUUCCUCAUAAAGGUCAGUUGAAUUUGAUGGUAUUCGCUGCCACCAGGAGCAAUGGAUCAUACGCUUGAACAUUCAGGGUAUACUGGUAAAUCUUUGAAUUCAAACAACCUUGGAAACUGGACCACUCUUCGACCAAUAGUCAUGGAUUCAAGAGCUUGUCCUACGCAAGUUGAUGUGCUUUCCCAAGAUAGAACGAAUAUUUUAUCAAGAGGGAUCAAGCGGAAAUGGAUUGACUUGUCACUUGGCUUAGGUAACACUUCAAGCUCCUCUGACUCAAGCAAGCAGAGCAUGGGCACAUGCUGCACCUUGUCUUCUGCUGCAAAGGAUAGGGAUGAUGGAUCAUCUAUUGACUUGGACCUAAAUUUUCAGUUUAGUCUGUGUAAUGAAGGCACUUCAAAAUUGGGCACGAAUGCUUGUAAUGCUAAGACAGCUCCAGAGAAGCAGCCUGUUACGGAUCUUCAGUUAUCUUUGACUGUCGGACCUGCUGAAUCUGUUGUUACUAAUGUGGACCUUAAUAUGGGCUCCCAAAAUCACACAGUAUUGUUUCAAUCAUACAAUAUGGCCUCAGUGCCAACUGUUGAUGAAGGAUCAACAUCAGCUCGCUGGAAAUCUGGUGGUAAGCUACUUCCUUACCUGUUACCUGUUGGCUCCAAUCAAUCUCACGGUCCUUUACCAAUGUCACCGGCGAUACAACUGCCAAAAAGUUCAGUAGCCUGUUCUUCUGGAGUUAGCAGCCCACAACAGCGCUGUACUAGCACAAAAAUUUGUUCACAACCAGGAUGCUCUAAAGGUGCCCGGGGUUCAUCUGGGCGCUGCAUUUCACAUGGUGGGGGCAGAAGGUGCCAGAGAGAGGGUUGCAAGAGAGGGGCUGAGGGAAAAACCAUCUUCUGUAAAUCUCAUGGAGGGGGUAGGCGCUGUGAGCAUCUUGGAUGCACAAAGAGCGCUGAGGGUCGCACUGAUUUCUGCAUAGCUCAUGGGGGUGGCCGCCGUUGCAGGAAUGAAGGGUGCAAAAAGGCAGCAAGAGGAAAAUCUGGCCUUUGUAUUAAGCAUGGUGGGGGAAAGAGAUGCCAAAAAGAGAACUGUACAAAGAGUGCGGAGGGACAGUCUGGCUUUUGUAUUGCUCAUGGAGGUGGAAGGCGCUGCAAACAUGAAGGUUGCACAAAAGGUGCUCAAGGAAGCACUAAUUUCUGCAAAUCCCAUGGAGGUGGUAAGAGAUGCACACAUCCAAAUUGCAGCAAGGGUGCUGAGGGCAGCACACUCUUCUGCAAGGGCCAUGGAGGGGGGAAACGCUGUGGAGCUGAAGGUUGCCCAAAGAGUGUCCAUGGUGGCACCGAGUUCUGUGUUGCCCAUGGAGGUGGAAAGCGAUGUGUCGUACCAGGAUGCACCAAGAGUGCUAGAGGACGAACAGACUGCUGUGUUCGUCAUGGUGGGGGCAAAAGAUGUCAAUUUGCUGGCUGCAGCAAGAGUGCACAGGGUAGCACUGACUUCUGCAAGGCUCAUGGGGGAGGCAAGCGUUGCUUAUGGGGCCAACCAGGAUCUGAACUUGGAACCAGCAGUACUCCUUGUGAGCGCUUUUCAAGGGGGAAGAAUGGACUGUGCGUUGCACACAAUGCUCUGGUGGAAGACAGCCGAGUCCGUGGCGGGGAGACACUUGGUGCUAUGGGCUCACCAGGACCUGUUGUGAACAACAUGGUUAGUCACGGUUCCAUUUCUAGAACCGCAGAUGGUGAGGCGUUCAACCCUUUCAAUUUCAGCGAAAGGGCCAGCAAUAUUCUGCGUCCUGCAGAGACUCUUCCUCAAGCACCAAUCUCUGCUCCAGAAGGGAGGGUGCGUGGUGGUAACAUUGUGGCUAUUCUAUCUACUAGUAUGAAUCUUGGAAAGCAAUUAAGCUACAAUGCGGAGGCUAGCACCUCUGCGGGCAAUUGGCUGUAGCAUGUAAAAACACCAGCCCUGUCCAGUUGGUUUUGCUUAGUGUCAACCAGAAGUAACCUUCUGGUCUUGACCUGUUGCGUAUCUGGCAGUCAUGCAUGGUUACAACGUAGAAUUUAUGCUUUAUAGGGGAUUUUCAAUAUUUUUAUUGUAGCUGUAGCUACCCUGUGUCAUAAAUAAAGGGAAGGUACUGUAACCUAUACUAGCACCCAAGUGCGGAAUUGAAGCUGUUGGUCUGAACUGUAACGAAUAACCUAACCUGUGUGUUUUGUGUUCUCUAAGUACUAGAUUAGGAUUGUGAUAGGCUCCUGCAGUGUGCAGUGCAUGUGUGGAACUGUUCGAACACUAUUACCUAUUUAUGCUAUGUUCUUAGUGUUGACAUGUUUUA